AUGGAUGGCAGAGAUUUCGGUCCUCCCCGAUCGGUCCACGUACCACCUUCGUUGUUGGCGGGGCUCGCGAUGGAGUCUCACUCCAUCCGACUCGGAGCAGCGGCUGCAGCCGGGAGGAUCCCUCCCUCGCCCGGUCACUUGGUGGGGAGUCAGCCGCCGCCUCUCCACUCCGGAAAAUUCUUGCCAUCGGCCAUUAACAUACAUCCACACCACAGCGAUGCCUUCCCGGCAGGAUCCAGCCCCUUCCUGUCAGGUUAUCCAGGCCCCUCCUCUCUGACCUCUGACCCUGCAUACAGAUCCACAAAUCCCAGCAGUCUGCAGAUGGCUCAGCUGUGGGCAUCGCACGCUCAUGAUGGCUACCCCCCUCUCCCAAGCAGCCUGUACUCCAGCCCUUACCUGGGGCACCUGGGACACCUGGAGCCUCCCUCGCUCUCUCAGCACCCUCUCUAUGAUUCUCAUAAAGAGGGAUAUUACCUGCCGUCCUCCCUGAGGCAGUCACCUCUCCACCCCCCAUCUGCUGCCUCAGCUACCCCGUCCAGCUCCACACCCCCGCAGAGGACAUCCCGGGAUGGGCUUAGGGACAGGUCUUACCGGGGGGAGAGAGAGAGGGACAGAGAGAGGGAGCGGGUGAGAGAGGAGCAGCGGCCGCAGAGUGUGGUGGACCUGACACAGGAGGGGAGGAGUGAGGAGGACCGCAGGGUGGGCAGAGAGCGAGAGAAGGAAAAGGACCGGGACACAGAAAGAGACAGAGAUGGUUGGUCCUUCCAUCUGCACCAGCAAAAGUUACACUCCCAGCCUUCCACAGUGGAGCCCAGAUCCAGGCUGUCAUCUCCACAGUCCUCCUUCCCUCCUGGUGGGGGUGGAGGCACAGGCAGGUUUCAUGGACCAGAAACGGACAGGGGGGGUCGGGAUGAGGAGAGCAGCUCUCGACCUCACCAUAACGCUAACGCUAAUUCAAAUAACUCAAACUCUCAUUCAGACAGACAUAGGAGGAAUGACUCUGUAGCCACAUCAGCUGGAACCCUCCACGUAUCCUAUGUCCUCCCUCCUGCUCUCCAGGCCUCCACCGGUGGUGUGCCCCACCUUUCCACGGCGAGAGAGUUUGCCAGAGAGCAGCGAGUCACUGCACCUACAUAUGUGCCUUCUGUGGAGGUUUAUGACGAGCAGGCAGGGCCAAUUCAGAUUGCAUCACAGGCCCGUGAUAACAAACACAGUGAUAAACACAGAGACAGAGAAAGGGAACGGGAGCGUGAAAGGGACAGAGACAUGGAGCACGAACGGGACAGAGACAGAGAGAGGGAGAGCUACAGGUUUCAUGAGAAAAUCCUCAUGGAGCAUCCACGGCUCUCCCACUCAGGCGAUUUAAGCAAUCAAAGAGAGGAAGGUUCUGUGAUUUGUUCCAAUGGUUCCGUUGGUAAACGAAUCCAGGAUGCAUCCCUCUCCUCCAGUCAAUCAAGGUUCAGCCCAGAAACCAGGGACAUCUCUAAACACUCAAACAGAUUGGGCAUAGAGCGGUCAGGGGCGGAGCCGAAGUGGAAUAACAUCAGCCCGCUGACCAACUAUGCUACAAGUCACAUGGCUGCCCUGGCAGCCCAACACGGACACACACUCUCCGCUUCCCACAGCCAGCCAACACACACGCGAAUGUCACAGUCCCCUCAUACAUCCCAUCGACACAACAGCAACACACAAUCUACCCACAGCCAUUCCCCUCAGACACACUCUUCCCAACACGGACAUGGGCGUGCAGGUGAGGAGGGGAGUCAGAGACGCUACCUGGACCCGUCGGCGCUCUACCGACCAGGGGGUUCCAGCAGUGGAGAGCGUGGCGGGGGAUCAGGUUCAGAUUCCAAAGAGGUUUCAGCCAUGCAGAGCCUGAUCAAAUACAGUGGAAACUUUGCUGCUGAAGGUCCUGGUUCCUCCAGGCACAUCGCAGACGGCAGAGGGCCCUUUGGUGGACUGGGUACCAUCAGGGUGGAAGUCGAGAGGGAUAAAGAGAGAGAGCGGGAGAGAGAGAGAGAGAGGGAAAGGGUAGCAGGUGGUUCAGGGCCCUUAAGGAUGCCUCCUCAACUGAAGAGAGAACAGGAGCGACCAGACAGCGCCCGCUCCUUUGGCCGGGAGGGUGAGGGUGAGGUGCGCCACCCUCCGGUUGGGAUUGCUGUUGCUGUGGCUCGGCAGAGAGACAGCGGGACCACCAGUAAACAGACGGGUGGAAGCUCAGACACACAGAGACCCCUGCUGCAAAUGGCUAUUAAAGAUGAAGAAUGUGGGGAGGAUCGUGCUCGCCACCAUGAAGACAGACUGCUGGUUGGCCGGCUGGAACGUGAGCAGGAGAAAGUGCUCAGAGAGUCCAAAGAGCUGGCAGAGUUUACUCAGAUGCACCCUGCCCCACUAUCUAGUGGCUUGACACCCGGUAUGAUGACGUCCAGCCUCAUGACCCCGAACCUUGUGGUCACAGGAGGGGCUGCUCUGGCAGGGGCAGGGCGGUGGCCUCCUGACCCCUCAACUUUGACCUCUCACCCCUGGAUGCCCCGGCCUGGUGCUCCCCCAGUCUGGCUCUCUGGCUCACCGUACAGCCUGGGUCCCUCUUCACUCCACCAGACCCUUCCCCCAGGCUACCCACCCUCUCUGCCAGGCUCGAUGCCCCCUCCCUACCAGUUUGCCAGAGACCCACAGUCUGGACAGCUAAUCGUCAUCCCAUCUGAACACCUGCCGCACUAUGGCGGUGAUGUACUGGAGCGUGGAGCCCCAGUGUGGUCGGGCGUGUACGGUACAAGCAGCACUCUGCAGCAUGCAGCCCAGCUGCAGCUCCUUUCUCAGCAGCAAAUGCUCCGGCAACACGAGCUACUCAUGAUCCAGCAGCAGACGGCGCAGGUCCUGGAGCUACAGAGGAAUGCACAGCUAGCUGAGCGCCUAAAGGCCAGUGAGCACCGGCCAGAUAUGGAAGACAAAGCAGACAAGCGGAACACUGACUCAAAACCCAGAUCCUCCUCAAUAUCUUCCCCAUCUCCUUCACCAAUCCUGCAUCCCCGCAAACCUCCUCCUUCCUCUCGUUCACCAACCCCGUCAACAUCGUCCCUCACCCCGCUGCCUCGGCUCCCCUCUCCAGUGACAACACUAAAGUCAGAGGAUGGUGGGCAGAGAGUGCUGUCUCACCCACCAAAACCCCUGCCUCACCCGCCUUCACCCCGUUCAGCAUCUCCGCCCCCGUCCUCGCCACGGCGGCCUAAACAGGAGGUGUCUGAGGAGGGGGAGGUGGGACAGAGGGAGCAGAGAGAGGGGCAGAAGCCAGCCUCUGCACCCUUUCAAGGAAUCUACUCUGAUCUCCGUCCAGGUUAUCCUUAUCAGUCCAUCACUGCCCCAUUCGGCUCACCUUUCCCUCCUUAUCACAUCCCAACGUCCACAGGGGAAAAUGCAGAAGCUGUCCCACCACGGCGCUCCUGCUCUCCUGCCUCGACUGCCCCUUUGCCUUCAGCCCACCUCCAUUCAAGGCUUCUGGACACAGAUAUCAAGCCUCAAAAGCUAGAGCAGUCAAAGACGGGAUCUUUCCUCAAACAGGAACCCGGUGUGGAGCAGCCAAAGGUUGACAUAACGCCAGAGCCACUUGGACCUCUUCGGCAAAGCUGUAGUCCUGUCCAAACCACCCAGGGCAGAGAAGAAGACAGGGAACCCCCAAAGCCACAGCCUCAACCGUUACCUCUGCAUAUCCCUAGUCCUCCCCCACAACAAGCUGGAGGACUGGAAGUCAGGGAGGAAGAGAAAGAAGGAGGUCAAAUCAAAAUAGAAGUGUCAGCUUACUCAUGUCAAGCAGCAUAUUCUGAGCCUCCUCCACUCACAGAAGCUGAACCUAAAUCAGAGGUCAUCAAGUAUCCAGACCAAACACAGUAUCCACAGUGCAUCAGCACACAUUCAGAGAGACAGGAACUGUCUCAGGCAUGUGCAUCACUAGAGCAAACCACCAGUGCUUCAUGUGAACAAGAACAGCCAGACACUCCAGUCAGCUUGCAUGCUCCAAGUCCAAAAGAAAUUCUUGAGCCUCCUGUUACUCCACCUCCCGCCCCCAGCUCUCCACUCCCACUUGUCAUCAGUUCAGAAGAUCCCAUGGCAGGGAUGCUCACCCUGCUGACCGCUAGUGAGAUGGUCCAGCCUCUAUCCAUCACCCCACCUGCCCCAAUACUCAUGCCACAGAUAGAAAACUGCAGCAGUGCGGGACCCAUGGAGAUGGUGGCGCUGGAGGGGAUGGCCCUGCUCAGCCAAAUGGCCCAGCAAGAGUUGGAAAACAGCCACCAGGAGCAAGAUCUGACGUUGGAUGGUAUAGACUGUCUUCUUGAAGCAAGCAGACAAAUCCUUCUGGAGGCCAUAGAGAAACAGUCCCACAUUGAUCUGCCCAGAACGCUGGACCCCAACAAGAAGUACAGCUGGCGGCAGAGGAAGGAGGAGCCACUGUACAGUAAACUGUCUUUGGAUGUGUUGGACACCAUGGAAGUGGAGCUCCGUGUUCGCUUGGCUGAGCUGCAGAAGACGUACAAAGAGAAGCAGAGAGAGCUCAGCAAGCUCCAGAGACGCAGAGACAAGCGUGAGCGGCAGCUUCAGGAGGAUGAGAGGCGGAGUCUGACCAGACGGGGCCGAGGACGACCGCGAAAGAGAAAACACUUGGCCACACCCACCAAACUAGACAGCAGGCCUGGAAAGGUGGGUAGGACGGUGCAAUACUCUGAGGACUCUGAAGCAGGGGAAGGACAAAGGAAGAAGUUCCGGGUGUCCAGAGAAGAAGAGGAAACAGAGGCAGGAAGUGGAGGCUUGAAAAUUAAAAAGAAGAAAAAGAAGAAGAGCUGGAAUGACACAGAGCCAUCCACUAGUCAUGCGCUGGAGGUGCUAAAGGCAAAGCGCGGCCUUGUAUGCGAGCAGGAGCAGCUGGCGUCAGACCUCGACAGAGCGCUUUCGCUCUCGCAGCUCGGCUCUCUUGGAGCAUCUCGCAAACUCACCUCCAGCAUGAAAUCAGAGAAGUCGAAGGGCAGGUGUGUCGAAAGUCAGCUCAAGGAGAGAGGAAUCCAUUCCUCGGUCAAAGCAGGAAAACACAAGAUGGCUGCGAAGGCUUCCGCCUCAGACGUUGCUCGGAAAGUGAAAGGUCAGAAGAAGAAGGCUUUGUUCUCUCCCAUGAGAUCAGAGCUCAGCAGCUGCUCCAACAACUCGGAUUCAGAGGAGCACACUUCUGCUCGAGGGGGCUGGCCUCCUCACUCAGGGACGCGCUCCCGCGGCAGCCUGCCCAGGAAGAGGCGGUCUACUUCAUCACCGACAUCCCUGCUAUCCAGUGAGAAAUCUCAGAAGAAGAAACACAAGCACUUAUCCCUACUGCUGGAGGAAGCGGGCCUCAGCUCCUCCGACGACUCCUUCGACCAAGAAACCUCGGAGGACGAGGAGGAGGAAGAGUCAGAAUCGGAUGACGGCGGCUGCGAGGAGAGCGGGCUGGGUCUGCUGGCCAGGUUUGCGGCGAGUGCACUCCCUGUCAGCUCGGUUCCUUUGAGCCUCCACCACGACAGCAAACACUGCAGCAGACAAAGCACUCUGGGUUCACCAGAGUGUGAGUGGUCAGACUCUGGCCCAGACGUGAGGCUAAGGAAGUUCCCUUCUCUGCUGCAUGGAAAACGGUCCGCCCCCGAGCUCCCUCUUUUGCCUCCAGCAACCCGCCGCACUGACCACACCAGCCCCACCAAGCGAGAUGAGGUGCUGCCAGUCAAACGCAAGCCUCUGCCCAAAACGCGCCCCACACCUCGCUCACCACGGAGAUUUAGCUUCGACCUUGCCAGCAGUUCUGGGUUUGGAGGCUUUAGCGAGGACGAGGGCUGGAACCGCCGUCGCAGCGAGAGGAUUUUCCUCCAUGAUGCCACCGUUUCAGCCAGCCAAAUGUCUGUAUCGCCCUCCACUGUUUCCACCAAUCAGAGCUCCUCCGCCAGCUCCGCCCCACCACUCACACCGAAGGCCGUCUCCAGACCCAAGCCCACUCAACCCAGCAGAGAGGGGAAAGACGUGGUGAAAAAGAAGAAGCUGAAGGACUCGCCUCUGCCUGUGAGCCCAUCCACUCUGUGCAGUCCAAUCACGGACAGCCCUGCGCCUCUGAGCCUCAGCCCUGCAACCAAGAGUCAACCAAAAGCUAAGCCCAAAGCCAGAGAGCCUUCCAGGGGUGCGGUGAGCAGGCUGAUGGAGAGCAUGGCAGCAGACGAAGACUUCGAGCACAACCAAGACAGCAGCUUCAGCGAAGACGAACUCCUCCCAGCACGAAGCAACAGCAUAUCAGAGAGAGCCUCCACUCCUGCUCCAGUGCAGUGUGUGCUGGAUAAGGACUCUCUGGUGGACGGACUCAGAGUUUUGAUCCCGAUGGAUGACCAGCUACUGUACGCAGGACAUGUGAACACUGUACACUCCCCUGACAUAUACAGCGUGGUGGUGGAGGGGGAGAGAGGAAACCGGCCGCACAUCUACUGCCUGGAACAGCUACUCCAAGAGGCUAUCAUUGAUGUGAAGCCUCCAUCCGUGCGCUAUCUCCCUGAGGGCACCCGCAUUGCUGCCUACUGGAGCCAGCAGUACCGCUGUCUUUACCCCGGCACUGUUGUCAACGGAAAUUCAGAUAUAGACGAGAACGAUGAUCUCAUCACGGUGGAGUUUGAUGAUGGUGACACAGGCCGCAUCCCCCUCUCACACAUCAGACUGCUGCCGCCAGACUACAAGAUCCAUUGCGCUGAACCGUCUCCUGCUCUGCUCGUGGCCAGCUGCUCCAGGAGGAGGGUCCGCAAAUGCAGCAAAGAGGGCAAAGAGGUGGGAACAAAGCCAGAGGAGACCACUCCGAAGAUCAAAGGAAAACCUGGUCGCAAACCAAAACCCAAACCAGAGACCUCCAUGAACUCGGAUGGUCGGGAGAAAGCUGAUCCUCCACCUCCCUCCACCCAGCCCGCUGAGAGACCCCAGGCUCCAGCCAAGCCUGCCCAGGAAAGAACCUGCUCUGUGCAGAAACCAGCUCAGGAGAAACCCCGCCCUGCAUCCCGGCCAACACUGGGAACCCAGACAAAACCAGGCCGCAGGAGCUCGGCUACAUCCCCAGCAAGUAGCCCUACGCUUUCCAGUCCAGUACCCAGAAAGAGCAGUCUGGCGCAGCCUCCAGGUUCUAAAGCAUCCCGUGCUCUCCCUCCCUCACUCUACCCCUCCACAUAUGGUAAGGUCCUGACUGUGGAUCUGUACAGCGAGCCAAACCUCAGCUCAUACAACAGCCAGCGCAGAGAGAGGGAGAAUAACAGCACUGUCAGCCCCACUACCAGCAGGCCCAUGUCUAGGUCCAGUAUAACUGCAUCAUCUACUGUAUCCAAACCUGCUGCAUCGUCCACACCCAGACCUACUUCUGGUUCCUCGCCCAAAACCAAAUCCUCCUCAGACCAUCACAGCAGCUCUAGACCCAGUCUCAGCUCUGGACUGAUGUCCAGCCCCACCUCUAGGCUGUCAACAGGCAAAGCCAGCUCUUCUGUGACUGCCAGACCUUCAUCGUCAUCAUCAAUAGCAUCACCCUCGGCCCCCAGACCUAAAAUCAAGAUGCCGUCUGACCAGCUGUCAUCCAGGCCGAGCUCCAUCUCCAGGCCCAAGACCAGCCCCGGGCAUUGUGAUGUGAGGCGGAAGUCCCUCUCUGCAGAGCCCCUCGUCAAGCUCGACCAUGAAGGCGUCACCUCUCCUAAAACCAAGAAGACAAAGGCUCUGAUGUUGCUAGAAGGUCGUGGAGUUAGACGAGACCACACCCCCAUUAGCACAGCCGCAUCUAAUCAAAAGCUACUGAAGGCUAAAGUUAGAGCUCCAGGUAGUGAGACUGGUGUGCCAGACAAGGACUUGACCUACAAAGCUUCAAUGCCAUCUAAAGAGAAGGCAGAAAGUCGUGGAGGGAGAGGACAGGAGGUGGACACAAGAGAGGAGAAAGGUAAAAAGGAGGAGAGAAAGGAGGUGGAGAAGAGGGAGGAGAGAAAGAUGAAAGAGGAAUCUCAGAGCAGCAGCAGCUCAGAGUCAGAGGAAGAAGGAGAGAAAGGGAAAAUGAAGAAGAAGAAGAAAUGCACCUCAAGCUGCUCUUCCUCAUCUUCAUCCUGCUCUGGUUCUUCCUCAUCUUCUUCCUCAUCAUCAUCAUCUUCAUCAUCAUCUUCAUCGACUGAUGACUCCUCCUGCAGCUCAGAUGAAGAGAGGACUCCUACACCUCCACCAGCCCCAGUCCAGAAGCCUCCAGGACAAGAUAAACCUAAAGAAGAAGCAAAAGAAGAAGAGGAUGAUGAGGAAGAGGAAGAAGAGGAGAUAAAGAAGGAGGCUGAGGUAAAAAUGGAGGAGGAAGAACUGUCUCCAGCACCAGAAUCUCCCUCUCCUUCAACCUCUCCAACUGCUGCUGCUCCUACUCCUGCCAAGCCUGCUAAGCCAGCCACCGGAAAGGGCUCCGGGCAAAGGGGUCGUCCUCCAAAACCAAAGCCCAGUGGUGGUGAGGGGAAAGCGGGGAGGCCAAAGAGGAGAGAGGGGGUCCACCUUCCCACGACAAAGGAGCUGGCUAAACGUCAGAGGCUUCCCAGCGUGGAGAACAGGCCCAAAAUUUCUGCUUUCCUUCCUGCACGACAGCUCUGGAAGUGGUUUGGGAAACCCACUCAGAGACGCGGUAUGAAGGGCAAAGCUAAGAAACUCUUCUAUAAAGCUAUUGUGCGUGGCAGAGAAAUGAUCCGCAUCGGAGACUGUGCGGUGUUCCUGUCUGCCGGCCGCCCCAACCUGCCUUUCAUUGGCCGCAUCCAGAGUAUGUGGGAGUCCUGGGGCAGCAACAUGGUGGUCAGGGUCAACUGGUUUUAUCAUCCAGAGGAGACAAACCCCGGCAAGAAACUCACAGACAAGAAGAACUGGGAUCAGAUAUGCAGUCAGUCUUUACCAGCAGCUCUGCACUCUUCCAUCCAGAGGAAAGACUUCAUGGAGCGCGCCCUCUACCAGUCGUCCCACAGUGACGAGAACGACGUGCAGACGGUCAGUCACAAGUGCCUGGUGGUGAGUGUGGAGGAGUAUGAGCAGAUGACCCACACUCGCCGCUAUGCCGACAGCGAGGACCUCUACUACCUGGCGGGCACCUACGAACCCACCACGGGUAUGAUCUUCAACACAGAUGGAGUUCCAGUCAUCUGCUAAAAAAACAAAGAGAAUCAAAUUGUGACUCGGCUUACUUUGGACCUCAAUAAGGAAGGAGUCAGACCCAACCUGUCAAAUCACUGGUUUUCAUUCACGGUGGAUCUUUUCACAGACUGGAUGAACCGAACUGCUCUGAUAGACUUUAAAAGGAAAAAAAAGAAGACCGCCAUGAACUGCUACUACUACAGAGACGGGAGACACUAUAGACAGUAUUAAGAGAAACGCGUCUCUUGAAACAUUUGCACACACAAACGACACAAAAAUGUUCUGUUCUGCUUGUUGUGUUCAUGGGAAAGUUUUCAGAACACGCAUGAACACUUCGGUCUCCUUUUACAAGUAAAUGUGCCCUGUCUGAAGAGACACGUGUACGCUCACACAUGCACAAACACGAUGUAAAUACAGACGCCAUGUAACACGCAGUUAUAUAGAGGACAAUAUGAGUGUUUUUAUUUUCAUGUAAUAGAUUUAUGUCCGAGUACUUUUCUCUAAAGAGGUAAAACAGUCGAGAAGCUUUAAUGAACUGUGAAUGAUGAUACAGGAAAGAGGCCUGUGUCAGUCUGUCCAUUCUCCCAACCCCCUCCCCCCAAAGCCUGCCCCCCCACACACACACACACACGCACACACACUCUCUGGCUGGACGGACAGACGGACGCCGCUGGUGUGACGUUGUGAUUAUGUUGCCGUGGUGAUGUUACAGUCAUGUUACAGUUAAAUAAAUGUAUCUACAGAACAGCAGGAGCGACAGACAGAGAGAGAAAGAGAUGCACAGAAAGAGAGAGGUAGACUCAUCCUACCAGAAAGCACUUAAAAAAAAAAAAAAAAAAAAGAAACACUUAAAAAUCUUUCUUUAAUUUACCUCCCACAAUUCCCCUUGACAAUCCUAGCUCGGGCAGACAAACUGCCCGCGUGCUUUUAAAAACUUCCUGCUCCCUCAGAGACUCAGGCUAAAGAGAGAGGAAGGAAUCUUGUACUAUUAAAAGCACUUCUCAUUUUCAUCUUUGAGUUCCUUGUUUGAAAGAGAGGAAAGGAAAAAAAAAAAAAAUCCACCCUAAAAACACACGAACACUAGGAAACAAAACCAGCUGCUGUGGGAUGUGUGCUGCAUUUUGUUGUUUGCCCAUUUUGUUCCAACUCUUGAAGGAGAGGUGGAUCCCAGAGGAGGCGCAGACACGAGAUGUUGUGCCUACAGGGCUGUCUGCACGGUGUUUUUUUUGUUUUUUUAAAAAGCAUUAAAAAAAAGCAUCCUGGGAAAUGUAGGCCAUCUCUUUUUUUUUUUUUUUUUUUUUUUU
Molecule: messenger RNA, 10466 nt
Organism: Archocentrus centrarchus (flier cichlid)
Lineage: Eukaryota; Metazoa; Chordata; Actinopteri; Cichliformes; Cichlidae
Gene: tnrc18
Product: trinucleotide repeat containing 18
Exons: 29
Coding region: 1-9177 (3058 amino acids)
Molecular function (GO): chromatin binding
Source: RefSeq, a predicted model, not a curated record